Messenger RNA from Ceratotherium simum simum (southern white rhinoceros), 5022 nucleotides. NCBI's taxonomy places the organism in Eukaryota, Metazoa, Chordata, Mammalia, Perissodactyla, Rhinocerotidae. The record is from RefSeq and is a predicted model, not a curated record.
CAAGAUGAUGUGCGAGGUGAUGCCAACCAUCAGUGAAGCAGAAGGCCCCCCAGGAGGAAGUGGGAGCCAUGGGUCCAGCUCCCCUUCGCAGCCAGAUGCAGACUCACAUUUUGAACAGUUGAUGGUGUCCAUGCUAGAAGAGAGGGACCGUCUUCUUGACACACUGAGAGAGACUCAAGAGACGCUGGCAUUAACCCAGGGGAAAUUACACGAGGUUGGCCAUGAAAGAGACUCCUUGCAGAGACAGCUCAAUACUGCACUUCCACAGGAGUUUGCAGCACUUACUAAAGAACUCAAUGUAUGCAGGGAACAGCUCCUUGAAAGGGAAGAAGAAAUUGCUGAACUGAAAGCAGAGAGAAACAACACCAGGCUGCUGUUAGAACACUUGGAAUGCCUUGUCUCCAGGCACGAGCGGUCUCUCAGGAUGACAGUGGUGAAGAGGCAGGCACAGUCCCCAGCAGGCGUAUCCAGUGAAGUCGAAGUCCUUAAAGCACUGAAAUCGUUAUUUGAACACCACAAAGCUCUGGAUGAGAAGGUCAGAGAGCGAUUGCGAGUAGCACUUGAAAGGUGUAGUUUGUUGGAAGAAGAAUUAGGUUCUACACAUAAAGAGCUAAUGAUUCUUAAAGAACAGAAUAAUCAGAAAAAAACACUAACAGAUGGGGUGCUUGACAUAAACCACGAACAAGACAGUACACCGAGCACGAAUGGAAAGCGAUCUUCUGAUGGCUCUUUAAGCCACGAGGAAGACCUUGCUAAAGUCAUGGAGCUCCAGGAAAUCAUAGAGAAGCAGUCGAAAGAGCAGAGCCAGAUGAAGGAGCGCCUGGCUGCCCUCUCCAGUCACGUAACAGAGCUGGAGGAAGAUCUGGACACUGCUAGGAAAGAUCUCAUCAAGUCUGAAGAAAUGAACACAAAAUUGCAGCGGGAUGUCCGUGAGGCCAUGGCCCAAAAGGAAGACAUGGAAGAGAGAAUCACUACUCUUGAGAAACGCUACCUCGCAGCACAGCGUGAAGCCACCUCUGUGCACGACCUCAACGAUAAACUUGAAAAUGAAAUUGCAAAUAAAGAUUCUAUGCAUCGACAGACCGAGGAUAAGAACCGCCAGUUACAAGAGCGCCUGGAGCUGGCCGAGCAGAAGCUGCAGCAGACCCUGAGGAGGGCGGAGACGCUCCCCGAGGUGGAGGCGGAGCUGGCCCAGAGGGUGGCUGCCCUCUCCAAGGCCGAGGAGAGACAUGGCAACAUCGAGGAGAGGCUGCGCCAGAUGGAGGCACAGUUGGAGGAAAAGAACCAAGAGCUACAGCGGGCAAGGCAGAGAGAGAAGAUGAACGAAGAACAUAACAAGCGUCUGUCAGACACUGUUGACAAGCUUCUCUCCGAAUCUAAUGAGAGGCUUCAACUUCAUCUUAGAGAGAGAAUGGCUGCUCUGGAAGACAAGAAUUCUCUAUUACGAGAAGUUGAAAAUGCAAAAAAGCAGUUAGAAGAAACGCAACAUGAUAAGGAUCAGCUCGUGCUGGACAUCGAAGCAUUGAGGGCUGAACUAGACCAGACGAGGCUGAGAGGCGCGUCCCUUCACCACGGCCGACCCCACUUGGGCAGUGUCCCAGAUUUCAGGUUCCCUGUGGCAGACGGUCCCACAGACUCCUACAGCGGCAGUGCCGUGUUGCGGCGCCCCCAGAAAGGCCGUCUGGCAGCCCUGCGAGAUGAGCCGUCCAAGGUACAGACUCUUAAUGAACAGGAUUGGGAACGUGCCCAGCAAGCUAGUGUCCUGGCAAAUGUAGCGCAGGCCUUCGAGAGUGAUGUUGACGUGUCUGAUGGUGAAGACGACAGGGAUACGAUCUUCAGCUCAGCUGGUCUCUUGUCACCCAGUGGGCAGGCAGAUGCCCAGACGCUGGCCAUGAUGCUUCAGGAGCAGCUAGAUGCCAUCAACAAGGAGAUCAGGUUGAUACAAGAAGAAAAGGAAAACACAGAGCAGCGGGCGGAGGAGAUUGAGAGUCGAGUUGGCAGUGGAAGUUUAGACAAUCUUGGUCGUUUUAGAUCAAUGAGCUCCAUUCCCCCCUAUCCUGCUUCCUCGCUUGCUGGCUCCUCUCCUCCAAACAGCGGCCGGUCCACCCCACGAAGGAUUCCGCACAGUCCAGCUCGGGAAGUGGACAGACUAGGUAUCAUGACUCUAUUGCCAGCUUCCCGAGAAGAGGUACGAGAUGACAAGACAACAAUAAAAUGUGAAACCUCCCCCCCUUCCUCCCCGAGGUCCCUUCGAUUGGACAGGCUGCACAAAGGAGCAUUGCAUACGGUCAGCCACGAGGACAUCAGGGACAUAAGAAACUCAACAGGCUCGCAGGACGGCCCCGUGAGCAACCCCAGCAGUAGCAACAGUAGCCAGGACUCGCUCCACAAAGCCCCCAAGAAGAAGGGCAUCAAGUCCUCUAUCGGCCGCUUGUUUGGCAAGAAAGAAAAGGGCCGACCUGGACACCCCGGCAAGGAAUCGUUAGGACCAGCUGGUGUUUCAGAGACAGAAAACUCAUCUCAGGAUGCCUUGGGACUCAGCAAAUUGGGAGGACAGGCUGAAAAAAAUCGUAAACUUCAAAAGAAGCAUGAGCUGCUUGAGGAAGCCCGGAGACAAGGUUUGCCUUUUGCACAGUGGGACGGACCAACGGUUGUCGUCUGGCUGGAGCUCUGGGUCGGGAUGCCAGCCUGGUAUGUGGCUGCUUGCCGAGCCAACGUGAAGAGCGGGGCCAUCAUGUCCGCCCUGUCUGACACGGAGAUCCAGCGAGAGAUCGGCAUCAGCAACCCUCUGCACAGGCUGAAGCUGAGGCUGGCCAUUCAGGAGAUCAUGUCCCUGACGAGUCCAUCAGCCCCUCCUACGUCAAGGACGACGCUCGCGUACGGGGACAUGAACCACGAGUGGAUCGGCAACGAGUGGCUGCCCAGCCUGGGCCUCCCGCAGUACCGCAGCUAUUUCAUGGAGUGCCUCGUCGAUGCGCGGAUGCUGGACCACUUGACCAAGAAAGACCUCCGAGGGCAGCUGAAGAUGGUUGAUAGUUUUCACAGGAACAGUUUCCAGUGUGGAAUUAUGUGCCUGCGAAGGUUAAAUUAUGACCGAAAAGAACUGGAAAGAAAAAGAGAAGAAAGCCAGAAUGAAAUAAAAGACGUGCUUGUUUGGAGCAAUGAUCGAGUGAUUCGCUGGAUCCUGUCGAUCGGUCUGAAAGAAUAUGCCAACAAUCUCGUGGAGAGUGGCGUUCACGGUGCCCUGAUGGCCUUAGAUGAAACCUUCGAUUUCAACGCACUGGCGCUCUUGUUGCAGAUCCCUACGCAGAACACACAGGCUCGUGCUGUCCUGGAAAGAGAGUUCAACAGCCUCUUGGUCGCGGGGACUGACAGAAGGUUUGAUGAAGACGAUGACAGAAGCUUUAGGAGAGCGCCUUCUUGGAGAAAAAAGUUCAGACCGAAGGAUGUUCGUGGCUUAGCUGCGGGGUCAGCAGAGACUCUGCCCGCAAACUUCCGGGUCACUGCCUCUCUGUCCUCGCCCUCCAUGCAGCCCAAGAAGACGCAGCUGGACGGCAGUGUGUCAGGAACGCAGAGGCUGGAUUCUGCCGCAGUCAGGACUUACUCCUGCUGACGCGUCCGUCGUUUACCCACACUACUUCUACAGAUGACCCGCAGCGCUCUGAAUCCAACAAAGACGGCAUUUUAGAAUUCAGUGGAAUCUUUAAUCUGUUAAUACUUGUUAUAUGGACCCUAAGAUAUUUUAUUACAGAGUUUUUAAUUAGUGAAAAAUUCAUGAAUACCAUAGAGAAAAUAUUUUAGAAUUUAAUGUUUCUUAUAUUUAUGUAAACAUAUGACUUCAUUGAUAUAGUUACUUACUUUUUCAUGUAUAUCCAGGCUAUAAAUAUCCUUUCAAAUCGAUUCUGUUCUUAUAUCUAAUUUUAGUCUUUCAAAUGAAUGUACUGUAAUGCCUGUAUGUAUAAAUCCUAUGAAAAAAUAUAGGGCUUUUGUAAAUCGUGCGUUUAUUGUAAUUAUCAUUAAUUUUUUAAUAAUAAUCCAUGAGAGAAAAGGAUUUUACUGCGUUUGUGCGAUCAUCAUGACACGGUGUGCAUUAUCCUUACAAAUGUAACCAGCUCUACAACAAUCAUUUUGAAAUAAGCAGACUUAAUUUCAAGCAAUUGUUGUAUUUUAGUGACCUACCUUACUGUACUUUUUCUAGCAAGAAAUGCUUUCUUCUGCAGCGUGAACAGGUUAAAAGUAUGUGGUGUUAAAUAUCAGCUUCUAAUCAAGUUUGGGCUGAAAGGAUUAUCAGAACACUAUGAACCUCUCUGAGGGCCGGGUCACUUGCAGAGCCUCGUCCCUGGGGACUGGGCUGGCUUGUCGUCGGUGGCCGGCGGAGGCCAGGAGCUGGAAGGACGGACCUGGGUGGGGGAGCCUGGGGCCCACCGCAGCCUGCACCCCCCCGGCUCUGCUCCCGGACGCAGCGUUCGCCCACCCAGCUGCCCUUCGAGGACCAAUCAGGAAGCACCGUGCGCUCUCUGCAAAGACGCUGGUGCACAGAGAAGAUGAAGGCACGGGGUCCUGGAGAUGAUGUAGUGCAACUCUACUAAAGCCUUAUUUUUUCUUCUGUAAAUCAUCUUUUUACGUUUGUUUGUCAACAUGUUGAAAGGAUGGACCUAGUGGUACAUUUUUAGAUUUUGAUGCUCUAGCCGUUUUGGACUGUCCAAGUAGCAAUUGUAACUUUUACUUUGUAAAUGGCACAUUGAAGAGCCAGCCAGCAAUGUGUUCAGAUCACGGUGCGUUAUUUAUUAUACAGCUGAUUUAUACGGAGAGAAGACGCGUCUUUUUACAUUUGUUUCUGCCUUUAAUUUCCUUGUACGAUUCAUUGUUACUGUUCUGUUUUUCUAUUAAUCUUUUGUGAACUUCCUGAUUCUGUAACAAAGUGUGUACAGUCUACUUUUGAACUAUUUUUAUCACAGUAUUAUUUAUUGCUUUCUUUCAAUAAAGUACUGAAGCAUUUUCCACUGCCAAUAAAGAAUACUG